AUAGGUGGGAUUUCCGGGAAGAGAGAGGACAAGGAGAUAAUCUCUGGUGCUAAGAUGGUGUGAGACUCUGGGGAAGUCUGGCAUGAGGAACAGAGCAGAGGUAACUGAGCCACAUAGCAGAAUGUAGAUUAAUAGAAGUAGGUUAAUUUUGCGUUGUAAGAGUUAGUUGGGGACAAGCCUAAGCUAAAGGCCAAACUUUCAUAAUUAAUACUAAGACUUUGGGUUGUUAUUUAUAGGCUGGCAGUCCUGAUGAAAAGCUGCUACUACAGGAAUAUAUAAGGAUUUGAGUUGGUCAAAAUGAGCAAUCGAAAAACAAAGAGCAACAGUACAAUACAUGCAGAGUGUCUAUCAGAAGUACAAAGAAUUUUUCGUGAAAGAUUUUGUCAUCAGAGUCCACAUAGUAACCUAUUUGGAGUGCAUCUACAAUACAAGCAUUUAAUUGACCUUCUCAAAAGAACUGUUAUCAAUGGAGAAAGUAACUCUGUACUCAUUGUUGGGCCACGAGGAUCAGGAAAGACCAUGUUAAUAAAUCUUGCUUUGAAAGAACUCAUGGAAAUAAGAGAAGUGAGUGAAAAUGUGUUACAAGUUCACCUAAAUGGACUGCUGCAGAUAAAUGACAAAAUUGCUUUGAAAGAGAUCACAAGGCAAUUAAAUCUAGAAAAUGUGGUUGGAGAUAAAGUUUUUGGAAGCUUUGCUGAAAAUCUUUCAUUUCUUCUGGAAGCUUUAAAAAAAGGUGACCGGGCUAGCAGUUGCCCAGUGAUCUUCAUAUUGGAUGAAUUUGAUCUUUUUGCUCAUCAGAAAAACCAGACACUCCUUUAUAAUCUUUUUGACAUUUCUCAAUCUGCACAGACGCCAGUAGCAGUUAUUGGUCUUACAUGUAGAUUGGAUAUUUUGGAACUCUUAGAAAAAAGAGUGAAGUCACGGUUUUCUCACCGGCAGAUACAUUUAAUGAAUUCAUUUGGUUUUCCACAAUAUAUGAAAAUAUUUAAAGAACAAUUAUCUCUACCUGCAGAAUUCCCAGAUAAAGCUUUUGCUGAGAGGUGGAAUGAGAAUACUCAGUGUCUCUCAGAAGACUCAACUGUGCGUGAAGUUCUACAGAAACAUUUCAAUGUCAACAAAAACUUGCGGUCAUUACAUAUGCUAUUGAUGCUUGCUUUAAAUCGAGUAUCAGUAUCACACCCAUUGAUGACUUCAGCAGAUCUGAUGGAGGCACAGCAUUUGUGUAGCUUGGAUUCUAAAGCAAAUAUUGUACAUGGUCUAUCAGUCUUGGAAAUCUGUCUUAUAAUAGCAAUGAAACAUUUAAAUGACAUCUAUGAAGAAGAGCCCUUUAAUUUUCAAAUGGUCUAUAAUGAGUUUCAGAAAUUUAUUCAAAGAAAGGCUCAUUCUGUUUAUAACUUUGAGAAACCUGUGGUCAUGAAGGCAUUUGAGCAUUUACAACAGUUGGAAUUAAUAAAACCCAUGGAAAGAACUUCAGUGAAUUCACAGAGAGAAUACCAGCUAGUGAAACUACUUUUGGAUAAUACUCAAAUUAUGAAUGCUCUACAGAAGUACUCCAACUGCCCUACAGAUGUCAGACAGUGGGCAACAUCCUCACUAAGCUGGCUUUGAACAUUUUAAGUACAUUUCUGUAAAGACCUAAAUGCUCCUGCCCUUUAACAAGAUAUGUCAUUACAUUCCUUGUUUAUAAACAUUGUUUAUGAGAAACUUGCA
This is a messenger RNA of Onychomys torridus (southern grasshopper mouse), 1710 nucleotides long. RefSeq names its product origin recognition complex subunit 4 (gene Orc4). Gene Ontology annotation, molecular function: ATP hydrolysis activity; DNA replication origin binding; ATP binding. Bases 298 to 1608 code for a protein of 436 amino acids. Gene Ontology annotation, biological process: DNA replication initiation; DNA replication. The transcript is spliced from 14 exons. Gene Ontology annotation, cellular component: nucleus; nuclear origin of replication recognition complex. NCBI's taxonomy places the organism in Eukaryota, Metazoa, Chordata, Mammalia, Rodentia, Cricetidae. The record is from RefSeq and is a predicted model, not a curated record.